Molecule: messenger RNA, 3222 nt
Organism: Mus musculus (house mouse)
Lineage: Eukaryota; Metazoa; Chordata; Mammalia; Rodentia; Muridae
Gene: Pde1b
Product: phosphodiesterase 1B, Ca2+-calmodulin dependent
Exons: 16
Coding region: 353-1960 (535 amino acids)
Biological process (GO): signal transduction
Cellular component (GO): cytosol
Molecular function (GO): 3',5'-cyclic-AMP phosphodiesterase activity; 3',5'-cyclic-nucleotide phosphodiesterase activity; 3',5'-cyclic-GMP phosphodiesterase activity
Source: RefSeq, marked validated
GCACCCCUAGGCUCUCUUGCGCUCCUAGGCGAGGGGGAGGAGUGGCUACACUGCGCGGUAGACCGGCGGGCGGGCGGGUCGAGGAGCAGGGAGGGGAGCGAAGGGAGGGGGCCCUGGCCGGGGGAGGAGGAGGGAGGCGAGGAGGCGGCUGUGGCAGCGCACGGCGGCGGUGGCGGAGGUAGCGGCGGCGGCGGUGGCGGCGGCAGCGGCGCGGAGAGCUGGAAGCUGGAGCCCAGAGCUCAGCCGGGUAGCGUGAGAGAAGCAGCCGCAGGAACUGCAGCCCUGCUAGCUUGGGCCGAGCAGAAACACACCGGCCUGGCUGGUCCACGCCAGCCGCAGACAGUGGCUGAGCAUGGAGCUGUCCCCCCGCAGUCCUCCAGAGAUGCUGGAGUCGGAUUGCCCGUCACCCCUGGAGCUGAAGUCAGCCCCCAGCAAGAAAAUGUGGAUUAAGCUACGGUCUCUGCUGCGCUACAUGGUGAAGCAGUUGGAGAAUGGGGAGGUUAACAUCGAGGAGCUGAAGAAAAACCUGGAAUACACAGCUUCCCUGCUGGAAGCUGUCUACAUUGAUGAGACAAGGCAAAUCCUAGACACUGAAGAUGAGCUUCGGGAACUUCGGUCAGAUGCUGUGCCUUCAGAGGUGCGGGACUGGUUGGCCUCCACCUUCACCCAGCAGACCCGAGCCAAAGGUCGCAGGGCAGAAGAGAAACCCAAGUUCCGAAGCAUCGUGCAUGCUGUGCAGGCUGGGAUCUUCGUGGAGCGGAUGUUCCGGAGAACGUAUACCUCUGUGGGCCCCACAUACUCUACUGCAGUCCACAACUGUCUCAAGAACCUGGACCUCUGGUGCUUUGAUGUCUUUUCCUUGAACCGGGCAGCCGAUGACCACGCUCUGAGGACCAUUGUUUUUGAGUUGCUGACUCGGCAUAGCCUCAUCAGCCGCUUUAAGAUUCCCACAGUGUUUCUGAUGAGUUUUCUGGAGGCCUUGGAGACAGGCUAUGGGAAAUAUAAGAAUCCUUACCACAACCAGAUCCACGCAGCCGACGUGACCCAGACUGUCCAUUGCUUCCUUCUCCGCACAGGCAUGGUGCACUGCCUGUCAGAGAUUGAGGUCUUGGCCAUCAUCUUUGCUGCAGCCAUCCAUGACUAUGAGCACACAGGCACAACCAACAGCUUCCACAUUCAGACCAAGUCAGAAUGUGCCAUCCUGUACAAUGAUCGAUCGGUGCUGGAGAAUCACCACAUCAGCUCUGUCUUUCGAAUGAUGCAGGAUGAUGAGAUGAACAUUUUUAUCAAUCUCACCAAGGAUGAAUUUGCAGAGCUGCGGGCCCUGGUUAUCGAGAUGGUGUUGGCCACAGACAUGUCCUGCCAUUUCCAGCAAGUGAAGACUAUGAAGACAGCACUGCAGCAGUUGGAAAGGAUUGACAAGUCCAAGGCCCUAUCUCUUCUGCUUCAUGCUGCUGACAUCAGCCACCCAACUAAGCAGUGGUCAGUCCACAGCCGCUGGACCAAGGCCCUAAUGGAAGAGUUCUUCCGCCAGGGUGACAAGGAGGCAGAGCUGGGCCUGCCCUUCUCUCCACUCUGUGAUCGCACUUCCACAUUGGUGGCCCAGUCCCAGAUAGGUUUCAUUGACUUCAUUGUGGAGCCAACCUUCUCUGUGCUGACUGAUGUGGCAGAAAAGAGUGUCCAGCCCUUGGCAGAUGAUGAUUCCAAGCCUAAAAGUCAGCCCAGCUUCCAGUGGCGCCAGCCUUCUUUAGAUGUGGACGUAGGAGACCCCAACCCUGAUGUGGUCAGUUUCCGUGCCACCUGGACCAAGUACAUUCAAGAGAACAAACAGAAGUGGAAGGAACGGGCAGCAAGUGGCAUCACCAACCAGAUGUCCAUUGAUGAACUGUCCCCCUGUGAGGAAGAAGCCCCAUCCUCCCCUGCAGAAGAUGAGCACAACCAGAAUGGGAAUCUGGAUUAGGGAACUGGGGGCUGACCAGGUCCUCACUGAGUCCAAAGUCUUCGAUGUCAUUAGCACUAUCCAUCAGGACUGGUUCCCCCAUCUGCUCCAAGGGAGUGUGUUGGUUGUGGGAGAGACAGCUCACCUGAGAGCCAAAUGUUGGAGCGGGUGGGGUGUGGGAAGGGCCCCUCCCCACCCACAGGCCCUCAGUGGUCACUGUGCCCAUCCCUUGCCUCUGGACUCCUCCUUUGGCCACUUGGGAGGAGUAAGCUCCCUGCAGGCUUCCUACAGUUUGGAGGGGAGGGUCAGAGAUGCCAGCCCCCUGGGCCCUCCCCAUCCUUCUUGCCUCCAAGUUUCUAAGCAAUACAUUUUGGGGGUUCCCUCAGUCCCCCACCCCAGAUCUUAGCUGGCAGGUCUGGGUUUCCCUUCUCUUCCCUGAGAAAGGGCCAGAAUAGGAUAGGAAGCUGGCAGUUUUCAAAGCCCUGCAUGGGAAGGGCAGGUGUCCCUUCAGGUUCCUUCCUAAGAUGAGGUGGGGGACAUCCUCUUGAUCCCAUACUUGCACUUCUUCAGCCCCAUUCCCUUGCAAAUUCUCUCUCUCCUGUGCCCAGACAGUGGCUGGGAGAGGAGAGGAGCCAUUGGGAUUCUGUCUGAGGGAAGUCUUUCCUGGAGUCCUCAAAUACUUGGGGAUGGUCUGGGCUUGAGGGGCUUGUACCCUGAUCUAGAUGGGUUUUUGACCCUUUGCCUCCUUCCUGUCCCCGGGAACUAGGAAGCCCUCAUCCGACCAAUGUCUGUAAACGCUCUGAGGUCUUCCUUCAGGAUGUAUCUUAUGAGCAAAGGAAGGAGAGAGCAGCUAGCCCCAGUACAAGCAGGGGGAAGUAUUACCCAGUAAUGUUGACACAGAGCAGGUCCUUCCUGCCUCCCUUCUCCCCGAACUGGCCCACUAAGAGAUUUCCCCCUCCCGGGGCCCCUGGUGGGUGGAAGGCAGAUGGGGAGGGGCUCAGGGCGGUAGCAACUUGGAGCACCCAGAGCGAGUGCAGCCAGGUAAAGCCUCUUCCUGUCCUCAGGCUCCUUGCCCCACGUCACCCCAUUUAAGGCCAAGUCCAGGUGACUGCCUCCUCCUCUCUUGUAAAUACAUGCAUUUGUACAGUGGGCCCUGUUCUUGUGAAGUCCAUCUCCAUGGUCAUUAGACCUGCCACUCUGAACCGCAUGUGACUCCCCCAUGCUCUUGGUCUCCCAGGCCCCUGCUAUAGCCAGAGAUCAAUAAAGAAGGGAGACCGGCUGGA